Molecule: messenger RNA, 1540 nt
Organism: Hirundo rustica (Barn swallow)
Lineage: Eukaryota; Metazoa; Chordata; Aves; Passeriformes; Hirundinidae
Gene: ERCC8
Product: ERCC excision repair 8, CSA ubiquitin ligase complex subunit
Exons: 12
Coding region: 43-1242 (399 amino acids)
Biological process (GO): transcription-coupled nucleotide-excision repair; proteasome-mediated ubiquitin-dependent protein catabolic process; protein polyubiquitination
Cellular component (GO): Cul4A-RING E3 ubiquitin ligase complex; nucleotide-excision repair complex
Molecular function (GO): protein binding
Source: RefSeq, a predicted model, not a curated record
CAAGAUGGCGGCGCGGCGCAGAGCGGGCCGGGCGCUCACGCCAUGUUGGGGCUCAUGGCUGCGCGCCAGGCCGGGCUGGACGACCCCGAGCGGCUGCGCCGGGCCGAGCGUACCCGGAGGGUUCUAAGUUUGGAAUUAAAUAAAGAUAGAGAUGUGGAAAGAAUACACGGAAGUGGUAUCAACACCCUUGAUAUUGAGCCUAUUGAGGGAAGAUACAUGUUAUCUGGUGGAUCGGAUGGUGUUAUUGUACUUUAUGACCUUGAAAACUUGAGCAGGAAACCAAGUUACACGUGUAAAGCACUUUUUUCUGUUGGAAGGAGUCAUCCUGAUGUACAUAAAUUCAGUGUGGAGACAGUCCAGUGGUAUCCUCAUGACACUGGCAUGUUUACAUCGAGCUCAUUUGAUAAAACCUUGAAAAUAUGGGAUACAAAUACUUUACAACCUGCAGAUAUAUUUCACUUUGAGGGAACAGUCUAUAGCCAUCACAUGUCUCCAGUUGCUACAAAGCAUUGUUUAAUAGCAGUUGGUACCAAAAGCCCCAAAGUACAGCUUUGCGACUUGAAGUCUGGAUCCAGUUCUCACAUUCUGCAGGGUCACAGACAAGAAGUAUUGGCAGUGUCGUGGUCCCCACGUCAUGAAUAUAUUUUGGCAACAGGAAGUGCUGAUGGUAGAGUAAAAUUAUGGGAUGUCAGGAGAGCGUCUGGAUGUCUGAGUACACUUGACCAGCACAAUGGGGAAAAGUCCAAAGCAUCUUCUGAGACAGCAAACACUGCUCACAAUGGGAGAGUUAAUGGUUUAUGCUAUACAAAUGAUGGACUUCACCUGCUAACCAUUGGCACAGAUGAUCGGAUGCGACUCUGGAACAGCUCCACUGGAGAAAACACCUUAGUGAACUAUGGGAAAGUCUGUAAUGAAAGUAGGAAAGGACUCAAAUUUUCCAUCUCUUGUGGCUGUAAUCCAGAGUUUGCCUUUGUUCCAUAUGGAAGUACCAUUGCUGUUUAUACAGUUUUCACAGGGGAGCUGAUAACUAUGCUUAGAGGGCAUUAUAGUACUGUCAACUGCUGUGUAUUUCAACCUCAUUUUCAGGAACUUUAUAGUGGUAGCAAAGACUGCAAUAUCCUUGCGUGGAUACCAGCUCCGCGAGAGCCAGUUCCUGAUGAUAUUUCCGAAAAGUCUCUGCCUCAACAACAUUUAAAUCCAGCAUAUGAAGAUGCAUGGAGCAGCAGUGAUGACGAAGGCUGAAUUUAAAUUAUGACCUGAUAUAAAGUUGACAUUCAAGCACUGCAUUCUCAGACUUUAUCUUCAGAAUUGGACAUUGUUGGAUUUAUCACAACUGGAUUUUAGGUACAGUUCUGUUAGAGCAAGGUCUUUCAGAAAUUAGUUUCCACUGUUCUCUGUGUUUCUUUUUCACUGUAAAGUUAAAUCCAAAGGAUUACUUUUUCAUACUUGCUGACUUUUGUACUUACACAUUGGUAUACUUUAUUCAGUGUCAACCAGCUGAUACAGAAAAAAUAAAAGCCCUUGGGACCAGUCAAAAUUA